Letharia lupina is the source of this 1377-nucleotide messenger RNA. RefSeq lists its product as uncharacterized. Bases 1 to 1377 code for a protein of 458 amino acids. NCBI's taxonomy places the organism in Eukaryota, Fungi, Ascomycota, Lecanoromycetes, Lecanorales, Parmeliaceae. The record is from RefSeq and is a predicted model, not a curated record. The transcript is spliced from 6 exons.
AUGGCCGUUCUGCUUUUACGCCCUUCGACGUAUCGCGUUCCACUAGUGCUUGAGAUAUGGGCUAUUGCGGAAACAGCCUUCUUCGCCUUGAUCUAUGUACCCAGAACUAUCGUGCUUCAAAGAGCAGCCACUCAUCCAGAGCUAUUGCCCCGGGAGCAGCGGCGAGAGCUUUUCAAACUCUGCCUGGACACCGUGGAAGACCCUGAAAAAUAUCUCUCGGGCUGGAUGAGGGGAGCCCCGGCAUCAGAGAUAAAACGUGAAAACGUGAAAGAACUCUUCUGCUGGGCUUUUCUCAACAAGAAGGAUCAUGGUCCGGAAGAUGACGACGAGCUGGAGGAAUACGCGGACGAGACGGAGCUAUGUCUGGGAAGAAGACUGGAGCCAGGGCGGGGAAACGCAGUCUCGUUGCGGGUGACCGUCGAUCGAUUUCAGAGCCUACACAGGUCCCUGCUCUGGUACUUUUGUGUCUUCUUUGUCGAUACAAUCACCUUUUCUUCCCUUAUCUGGAACUCUUUUCACUUUCAUAGUCUUCCUUUCAGUCAAUCCUUCGACGUGUUCCCGUUGCGUCCAUUCGGGUUGCUUAGCAAACAGAAAACCCCCGCAAAAACACUUACAUACUGGCAUCGACCCCACACAUCGAAGGCGAGACUACCCAUUUUGUUCAUACACGGAAUCGGUAUAGGCCUUUAUCCUUAUGUCAACUUUCUAAGUCAAAUCAACAAAUCGUCUAAUGGGCGCGACGAAGAUGGCGAUAUUGGGAUCAUUGCGAUUGAGAUUAUGAGUGUAUCCUUCCGCAUCACUGGUGCAGCCCUAGAAAAGGACCAGAUGUGUUUUGAGAUUCAGCAGAUUCUUCGGCACCAUGGUUGGCACGAAUGCAUACUCGCAUCCCACUCCUAUGGUAGUGUCAUCUCCUCUCACCUUCUGCACUACUCCGAAACCUCCCAGUUGUUCGGGCCAGUUUUACUCAUCGAUCCAGUCUCAAUCCUUUUGCACCUCCCGGACGUGGCUUACAACUUCACGGCCCGGAAACCGAUACGAGCAAACGAACACCAGCUAUAUUAUUUCGCCAGCAUGGACAUGGGGGUUGCUCAUACCUUAGGCAGGCGAUUUUUCUGGGCUGAGAAUAUCUUAUGGAAGCAUGACAUGGAUGGACGACAGGUGACCGUGUCUCUUGCAUCGCGGGAUCUCAUUGUCGAUACCGAGGCUGUGGGACGCUACCUAGCACAAGAUGGCAAUGGCAAACCGAAGAAAGAGGAGUGGAAGCAUCGGGAGUGGAAAGGGAAAGGAUUGGAUAUUUUGUGGUUUGACGAUUUGGACCAUGCACAGAAACUAGAAUGGCGAGAACGGUUCAUCGCCCCCGCAAUGAAUGGGCUUUAG